UGUGCCACUUUCAGGUCUCCUCACACUGCUGGUGUGUUCCAUUUUUGUCAUAGGGUGCUGGCAGAUUACGGGCCUCCUAUAGCUGCUGCCAGGUCCCCCAUAAUCUGCCAUGGGCCCCUGUACCGCCUCCUCAUGCUGCUGCCAGUCCACAGUGUCUCAUGCCAUGUACCCACUUUUCAGGUCUCCUCACACUGCUGGUUGUUAAUUUUUUGACAUAGGGUCCUGGCAGAUUACGGGCCUCCCAUAAGCUGCUGCAAGGCCCCUAAUCUGCCAUGGGCCCCCUAUAAUACCGCCUCCUCAUGCUGCUGGCCAAGUCCAGAGUGGAAGCUGUCAUGGUCCCUGUAACGGCC
Molecule: messenger RNA, 350 nt
Organism: Staurois parvus
Lineage: Eukaryota; Metazoa; Chordata; Amphibia; Anura; Ranidae
Source: the annotation of a GenBank genome assembly